Anopheles cruzii is the source of this 1671-nucleotide messenger RNA. RefSeq names its product cell division cycle protein 20 homolog (gene fzy). Gene Ontology annotation, molecular function: anaphase-promoting complex binding; protein binding; ubiquitin ligase activator activity. Bases 1 to 1671 code for a protein of 556 amino acids. Gene Ontology annotation, cellular component: anaphase-promoting complex. The record is from RefSeq and is a predicted model, not a curated record. Gene Ontology annotation, biological process: positive regulation of anaphase-promoting complex-dependent catabolic process; positive regulation of ubiquitin protein ligase activity; anaphase-promoting complex-dependent catabolic process. NCBI's taxonomy places the organism in Eukaryota, Metazoa, Arthropoda, Insecta, Diptera, Culicidae. The transcript has a single exon.
AUGGCACAAUUCAAUUAUAUGAAAGAUCUGAACAACUUCGUUACACUGGACGGAGAAAUCACUCGAGGACCCGCCCCGCGUUGGCAGAAAAAGUUGGAUCUCUCGUCGGCCUCCACCAGCUUCAACAGUAGUGCUCUGGCCAACACCUCCACCCGACAAAAGCUGACGAUAUCGUUCACCGGCAAUGGAAACAACAACCCAAACACCACACAGCCGUCCAGUUCCGGCCUGUCACUGAAAACUCCCCGCAAGCAGCCGAUCAGCAGUGCGUCGUCGGUGAAGAAAUCGGACAAAACUCCCGGCGGCACCGGCAAGAGUGUACCGCAACCGGGGGGCGAUCGGUUCAUACCGAACCGUGCUACGACCGACUUCGAUCUUGGCCACUACAUGGUGACACAGUCGGUAGCGGCGGCAGGGAACGGUAAAGAGGAUGCCGAAAAUGUGGAUGAAUUUGGCGAGGCUGGCCCAUCCUCCGGGUCCACAAACAGUCCAAAGCACGAGGAACGCGUGAAGCAUCUGUCCGAGGCACUGAAGGGCUGUGAUAUCACCAAACAGCGGCUAUUGUCGUACCAAACGAAGGCGCCCGCUCCGCCGGAAGGAUACGAGAACCAGCUGAAGGUGGUGUACUCGAUUAAGACGCCCAUGUCCACGAAAAGCGGUAGCCGCUACAUUCCCAAUGCGCCGGAGCGCAUUCUGGACGCACCGGAAAUUCUGAACGACUACUACCUGAACCUGAUGGACUGGAGCAACGACAAUGUGGUGGCAAUAGCGCUCGGGGCAUCGGUGUACCUGUGGAAUGCGGCCACCGGAACGAUCGAGAUGCUGCUGGAGAACGAGGGCAACGAUCACACGUGUUCGCUGAGCUGGAUACACGAGGGACACAUUUUGGCGGUCGGUACGAACUGCGGCACGGUGGAGCUAUGGGAUUGCGAGAACGCCAAGCGCUUGCGUGUGAUGAACGGCCAUUCCGCUCGGGUCGGCGUGCUGGCCUGGAACUCGUACGUUCUCUGUUCGGGCAGUCGGGACGGGACGAUCGUGAAUCAUGACGUGCGGACGCGCCAACACAACAUCGGCGUGCUGCAGGGACACACGCAAGAGGUCUGCGGUCUCAAGUGGUCGCCGGAUGGCAAGUAUCUGGCCAGCGGGGGCAAUGACAAUUUGGUGCACGUUUGGGGCACCGCCAAUGGAGCGCCGAACGCGCUCAGUGAGCCGGUGCAGGUUUUCAACCAACACCAAGCAGCCAUCCGUGCGCUGGCCUGGUGUCCAUGGCAACCGAACGUGCUCGCCAGUGGAGGCGGAACGGCCGAUCGGUGCAUCAAGUUUUGGAAUGUGGCCAGCGGCCAGUUGCUGAAUUCGGUCGACACAAAGUCGCAAGUUUGUGGCCUAAUGUUUUCGAAAACGUACAAGGAAAUCAUCUCGGCCCACGGAUACGUGAAUAACCAGCUGACCAUCUGGAAGUAUCCGUCAAUGACGAAGCAACUGGACCUGCUGGGCCACACAGGGCGGGUCCUGCAGCUCGCGAUGUCACCCGACGGUAGCAAGGUGAUGAGCGCCGGAGCCGACGAAACGCUGCGCCUCUGGAGCUGCUUCAUACCCGAUCCGUUGCUGGCGAAGAAAGAGAAACAGGGCGCCCGGGAGAAACCGAGCUUGCUGAAGCAGAGCAUACGGUAG